Molecule: messenger RNA, 4634 nt
Organism: Closterium sp. NIES-67
Lineage: Eukaryota; Viridiplantae; Streptophyta; Zygnematophyceae; Desmidiales; Closteriaceae
Source: the annotation of a GenBank genome assembly
UCAUGCUUGCCUGGGCUGGCUGGGUAUGCUGGCGGUAGUACGUGUGUGUUGGGGGGGGGGGGGAUUUCCUGCAUGUGGCGCAGCGACAUGACGAUUUGCUUGAGGGACGAUGGGUUUCGCUCGCCAGGUGAAUUUCAUGGCGCCAAACUGUCGGGCGAAACUUGCUGGCGAAAUUCCGAGUUUCCUUUAGAGAACAGCGACCACAACGGCCGGAUGCAUACUGCCCAUUGGGCCAAUGUCGAAGCGCCUCUUCGUGCGACUCGCUGGGCCUAAUGUGGCCACUCGCACUCACGUCGGUCCCAGAUGGCAAGCAUGGGAACAGGUCACGGCUGUGUCGCUUUAUACAGCGUAUAAAAUGCACCUGGCCAAGAGUUUCUCCUUCAUUCAUGCUACACUCCUAGUACCUUGAGUCUGCCUAAAUGACACUCCUAGAUCAGACCGUACUCGAUCUUCAAACACCAGAUGCUCUUGUCGCUUCCGUUCCCUGUCGUCCCGAUUUCGCAAUGCCCAGCCGCCAUGCGAGUCACGACCGAGUGCAGCAGCUCUGCUCGAGAGUUACAAACGCCUCCUCUGCUUCAGGUCCAGAUCUCAACGGCUCCUUUCCCCAGGACCCUUCAGAUCACAGUGCUUUCUCUCUCCAAGACCGUCAAGAUCCUAACGGUUUUGACGGUUUGGGAUGUUUCGCCGUCUCCCUGCCGACGGAAAACGUGUUCGCGACUAGCCUACCCCCCGACGGCUGUCUGCUAGAGCUGACGGCUAGGGGGUUGGAAGACAUUCUCGCGACUCGGCUUUCGGCAGCUGACCUGGCGGUGACGUCAAAUUCUAUUCCUGGUCCAUCCGUUCGAAGCGCGAGUGAGGAUCUUGCCGCUGGCGUUGCUGCUGACGUGGCAAAAAAGCCGGCCAACAAGGAUCUCGCCAGUGUGUCAGAUCCCGACAGCGAUUGGAUCUUGCGGUCACGUGACUGGCUGCUUGAAUCGCGGGACUCGCUAUUGGAACGCAAAUACGAGGUCACGGCAUUUACCACCCGCGAAGGCUUGGACCUCUGGUCCCUCGCCGCGCAAUGCGCCAACCCUUACGAGCUCCUCGCUGACGUGGCAUCGUUGAACCCCAUAACAGGAUCAAACAACCCGCCCGCCUCCUUUCCUUCGCCCUCCCCCAUCGGCGCUCUUCCCCAGCACCCCACCUCUCCGCCAACCAUCACCGCUUCCGCCUUACCUUCCGCUUCCGCCUUUAGCUCUUCCCCGCAAGCCUUUACAGCUUCCCCCGCCCCCUCCGCCGCCGCGCGCCCCAUCAGCCGUGCGUUUUUCAAGAUGGUCGAGAUGACGCGGCUCUUCCGCCUACUGGGGGGCGGAAAGGGCGGAAGCGCCCGCUUUCUGGAGGGGGAAAACGGGGGAAGCGCUUCCCCCGAUUCCCGUCCGCGCACGUUUGUUUCCGCGCAUCUGUGUGAGGGGCCAGGGGGGUUUAUCCAAGCGGUGCAGCUGCUGCUGGCGGAACAGGCGCGGGGGAAGGGAGAAGGAGUGGCGGAAGGCGGAAGGGGAGGGGGAUGGGGAGGGGGAUGGGGAGGGGAACUGCAUGGGGAGGGGGGGAGGAACGGCGGAGUGGAAGGGGGACGGGGAGAAGACAUGGCUUCUUCGCAGCAGCACUUGUGGUUCGGAAUCACUCUCCAAGGCAAGGCUGCUGUUGGCUUGGCUGGAGGUUCGGUUGCAGGUUCGGGUGUUGGUGUGGGCUCGGGAGUAGGUGUGGAUUUGGGUGUGGGUUCCAGUGUGGGUGUAGGUGAGGAUGGGCGCAGAGCGGUAAUGCAAGGGCAUGGGGGGAGGGGAACAGUCUACUAUGGGAGGGGACAAGGGGGGGGGAGAGGGGGGAGAGGGGGGAGAGGAGAGGGGGGAAGAGGAGGAGGAAGAGGAGGAGAGGGAAGAGGAGGAGGUGGACAAUGUGGGGGGGCAGGAGAAUGGGGAGGGGGAGCGAAGUGUGUGAGGGGGGGAGAGCAGGCGGAGAGCGGGAGUGGCAGGGGGCCCCCGAGGUCACAGGCGAUCCCAGUGCCUGCCGCCAGCAAGGGGCGCAGAGGCGGUGGGAGGAGCGGCAGCAGCAGCCCUAGCAGCAGCAGGAGCAGCGGCAGCUGGGGCAGCAAUGGUAGUGGUGGUGGGGGUAUCGGCAGCGGGGGCAGCAGCGGGAGCAGCGGUGGUGUGUGGAGGGAGCAGCCGCUGCAUCGGAAACUGCAGCAGCAGCAGCAGCAGGGAGGGUUGCAGGGAGGGUUGCAGGGAGGGUUGCAGGGAGGUAAGGUAUGCAAAGGGAAGAAGAAGGGGAAGCAGAAGCGGCCAAAGCAGAAGCAAAUUACAGGCGAGGUGCAGCGCUCGCCUCUGCGGCCCGUGAACCAGCAGCCCCCUCUGCUGCAUGUGGACCAGCACCCCCCUGUGCGGCCUUUGGACCAGCACCCUCCUCACCUACCACUGCUGCCUGUGCUGCUCGCUGCCGUUGCUCCCAGCAGCAGCAUCCACUCGCCUUGCCCUGCGCCCUCUGCCUCUGCUGGCCGUGCGCCUGACUUCGUGCUCGGACUGCUGGGGAGGCAGGGGGACGGUCAGGGAGGGGCGAGUGUGGAUGGAGGGAGGGAGCAGCAGUAUAAAAGUGGCGCAGGCAUUCUGGGGAAGUUUGGUGGACAGCACUACAAUGGUGGGCUCAAGAAUCGCGCUGGUGGUGAUGGUAAUGCUGCUGCUGCUGCUGCUGCUGCUGCUGCUGCUGCUGAGAAGUUUGGGCAGCACUCCAGGGAAGGGGAGACCGGGAAGGAAGGGGGCAACAGUGCCGUUGUUGGCUCAGACAAGGAGAAGGAGCAAAGGGACAUGGAGCGCUGUGCCCUUUGCCAGCCUACGCACUCCUGUGACUCGUUACAGUCACCCCCACUAGAGCCACACCUCGAGGUGCCUCUCAACACAGUCACAUCCCAUUUGCCAGCUAGCACUCCCAACUCAGGCGACUCACAUUCACACUCAGUAGUAUCAUCCCCCAUCAGCUUCCAGUCAGCUUCCUUCCUCUCCCAUGGCCACGUGCUAUAUGGGUUGGACGGCACAGGCGACCUGACACGUCACGCCAACGUGACAGCCUUUGCUGCUGACGUCAUCAGAGGCAGCCACGUGGACUGCCAGGCCGGCAGAGCUGGGAAGAGAGGGGCAGCAAUGGGUGCGGAGGGGCGAGAAGAGGCGCUGCUGGGUAGCAAGGAAGGCGCGUUUGAAGCAGGAGUGCGUGAAAAUGGCUUGAGUGAGGGAGGUGCAACCACUGGUCUCGGUGGGAUGGGAGGAGCAGGGGCGAUUGAGGGAGGGAGAGGGGACAAGGGGGAGGGGGAGGAGGGGGGAGGGGCGGAGCUGGUGACAGCGGAUGGUGGGCUGGACAGCUCGGUAGACUGGGACAGACAGGAGGCCAUGCACUCACGCCUUGUCUUCUACCAAGCCUUGGCGGCUCUCAAGCUGCUGGCACCAGGGGGCACGUUCGUUCUCAAGCUGCUGGGCUGCUCGCUGCAGUCAACGGCGUCCCUCCUCGCCCUGCUCGCCCUCUCCUUCCGCUCCCUGCACCUCGUUCGCCUGCGCUCCUCCCGCGCCUGCAACGCCGAGCGAUACGUGGUGGCCCGGGGGUUCAAGGGGAGGGGCGCGGGGCCCCACAAAGCGCAAGAAGAUGGGGCGGCUGACAAGGCAACUGAGAUGUCAAAUGGAGCUGGAACGCACAACAUGCCUGAUGCACAGAGGAGUAGAUCACACACCUCACCUUCACCUACCGACUCUCCCUCCUCUCGCACCCCCCUCUCUCCCUCCCGCAUUCUCCUCGAAUUGGAGUGCAUAGCUAAGCAGUGGGAGACGCUGCCUGCUCCCCUCUCCCCUCUCCUCGCUCCCUCACUCACUCUCCCCUUCUCAGACUCCUUCCUCCGCCCCCUCCUCUCCUUUGAGGCAUGCAUGCAGCAGCAGCAGGCAGAGGCGAUGGGCACGGCGUUGCUUGAAGGGGAGCAGCUGGCAGAGGGGAUACCGAGGGGGCCGGCAAGGAAGAGCAAGUGUUACAGGACGAGGAGGUUGCUUUGGAGGGAGGAAGAGGAGAGGAGGAGGAGAGCGUGUUUGCUGGCUAGGGGGCUGGGGUUGGACGUAAAAGAGGGGAUGGAAUGAGUGUGAAUAAUCUUGGAUGUGUAGACCACGCAUGCAUUUCGUGCAGGCGAGCGCUGCUUACAGGGGAGCAGAUUUUAGAGGGGAUAUUGAGGGGGGCGGCAAGGAAGUGCAAGUGUUACAGGACGAGGAGGUUGCUGUGGCGGGAGGAAGAGGGGAUGAAGGAGAGAGCGCGUUUGCUGGCUAAGGGCGUAUUCCUGUGAACCAGGAUCAGGAUAAGAAUCGUGCGGUACUGUGCGGUGCAAGAGCUGAAUCACGUUUCAGUGCGGUUCAUAUUGGUUAUGCGCGAGUCUGAUCCUGAUCUCGCUGCAUAGGAAUAUGCCCUGAAGGGCUCGGUUUGGGCGUGAAGGAGGGGAUGGAGUGAGUGUGAGUAUGCAUGUGUUGUGUAUAUGUGUGAAUAGGCCGGAAUUUUGGCGUGGGUAGGCAUGUGUGUGUGCGUGCUCGUCAUGUGUGUUAUGCAGUGUGAAUCAGCAUGUGUGCAUCUAUGUGAAUAGUGUU